GCGGAAGUGAUAUUACUGCUGCUGACCUUCACGCGGGUCAUGUUAUAAGUACCUAGCUAGCUAUCAAGCUAACUGAAUGAAGGAGACUCAUCUCAAAAUUAAGUCACAAGGAGGAGCUACAGCAUGCAGGGAUUGUUGAUACAGGCACUGGCCCUGAGACAGUUGGGAAGGCUGAGUACCCGAAAGCUGCUGAACCCUGGACUGGGACCUUACUGGACAGAAUGGUGCCCAAGGACACUACACACCUGCCAGCUGUGUGGUUCCCCCUCUUUCCUGACCCUUGGGACACACAAGCUUCCUAAACGCUGGAAUUCAGCUAGGAGCAGGUUGGUUCUUCAUCACGUGAGGUUCAAAAGCAGCAAGAAGAAAGGAGGCGCAAAGGUCGUACAGGAAGAGGAAGAAGAUGAUGAAAAGGACCUGGAGGACAGUGACUAUGAAGAUGAACCUGAGGAUGACCCCAGUGUGCCAAAAGACUACAAAGACAUAGAGAAAUAUGUGCAGUCCUUUCGAUAUGAUGUUAUCAUGAAAGCUGGCCUUGACAUAGCACGCAACAAAGUGGAGGAUGCAUUCUAUGGCAACAAGCUUUGGCUAAAUGGACAGAAACUUGUCAAGAAAAGUAAAUUGGUUAAAGUUGGGGACACCUUGGACCUGGUAUUGUCAGAGAACAAAGAAACAGACACUGUCAUGCUUUUGAGAGUCAUCAUUAAGAAGGAAUUGGGUGAAUCCAAGGAUGGAGACCGGUACAAAGUUGUUCUGAGGCGCUGGAAAAACAUAGAACUUCCCAAGCAGAAUGCCUUUAAACAAUGAGUUUGUGUACAAUACUGAAUAUACCACUCCUCAUUGACAAGGGAUUUGGAAUAUCUAUGUCUAUGCAUGAUGUUACAUCAAAGUAAUGGUGCAUUUUUUUUAACAUAGUCUUCUUGGUAUGUGUCAUCAUUGGCUUAUCUGGUUUCAAAUGGCCUUGGGCCUUGACACAAUUUUCUAUUAACAAAUAUUAGUAAGACUCAUUCUCAAUAUUACUAUGUAAUUAUGAAAUGGAUGGUCAUGGUUUGAAUCCGAUGCAAGGGGAUAAGUUAUGGAGUGCUAAAUGCUAAUAAAGUGAAAUGCUGAAAAUCGA
This is a messenger RNA of Salvelinus namaycush (lake trout), 1117 nucleotides long. It is a transcript of the gene mtres1, whose product is annotated as mitochondrial transcription rescue factor 1. The record is from RefSeq and is a predicted model, not a curated record. Lineage: Eukaryota; Metazoa; Chordata; Actinopteri; Salmoniformes; Salmonidae. The transcript has 4 exons. The coding region runs from base 124 to 807 and encodes 227 amino acids.